CGACGCCGUUUGCGGGAGCCAUUUACUGAAUUUAAUAACCUCACCAAAGCAGGCAGCCGCAGCAGCAGCGGCGGAAUCCAAAGAUGCGCCAUUUUGACUCAUUUUGCUUUCCUCUCCAAUGCCGGAUUUCUCGCUCAACAAUUAUCCAGCUACACGCCUCCCUUGCUCCUAGAGCAACGCCCCUUACAAUGGAUCUUCAACACCAAAUCCAACUGCUAAUGUAGAAUUGCUGUCGAGCAGGACAGAUUUCGGCGCCUUUUGCAGGAACUUAAAUUUUCUAAUUGAAGGUUCAAUUUGAAUACCUAAUACAUGAGCACUAGUUUUCGGGUAACCUAGGGUUUGUUAGCUGAAGUGGGUUGCUGAAGUUGAGAUCCGGUAGGUUUUUGAGCGAUGGAUGAUAAUGACUUGGUGGAUGUGAAUUUGAUGGCUCUCGAUUUGAACCAAGAGCCGACGGAUCCACCGCCGCUGCAAAGGGUUGAAAGGUACGGUUCAUGGUUGAAUGAGCUGGAAAGUGCGAACGAUAGGAUAGAGGAGAGGAUUCGACGGCUGGAGGCCGUCACCGCCCGGGCGAGGCAGCGCCAGCGGUGGCGGGAAGCUAGGAAUUCCAUGGAGAUUAGAGAUGUUGUUGUGCCUGGUGAAUUGAUGGUCGAUUUAGGUGGAAGAAGCGGAAACGAAAGUAGUGUGGAAAGGAUUGGCGAAAGGGGAAAAGGAUGUAAAAGGGACAGUUCACAUUUGGUAGCAAAGGCAUUGCAGUUGGAGGCGGUGAAGAUGCCGGCUAGUAAAGAAGGCGGGAGCUUUUACGACUGUAACAUAUGCCUGGAUGUGGCGAGGCAUCCCAUCUUGACUUGCUGCGGCCACUUGUUUUGUUGGCCGUGCUUCUAUCAGGUGUCGCCUAUAGAUUCAAAUUCGAAAGAAUGUCCAGUUUGUAAAGGGGAGGUUUCGGACAGCACUGUGAUCCCAAUAUAUGGAAAUGGGGAUGGAGAGGCCAUAAACGAGACCGAGACUGGGUUGAAGAUACCCCCGAGGCCCAAAGCUUGUAGGGUUGAGAGUGUGAGGCAACAGCGUGUGGCGCAAGGGUUGUCCCAUGUUCCAGUUGCUGAGGCGCUUAGGAGAAUCAGGAUUAGUAUAGGUGCUAUGGGUAAUCAAGCAUGGCAAGAAGACAGGGGUGGGAUUCCUAAUUUGGGUACUGCUUCGGAAGGGGUAAAUGAAGAAUUAGGUGGGGGGCAUCGGUUAAGAAUCCAUCAGGUUUCGAGAGUGUUGUCUGAAAGUGUUGCGUCGCUUUCGUCGCUUACAUCUGCUUUGAGUAAUGCGGAAAGGCUAGUGGAAGAUCUUGAAACGGUUAUCAACAGCCGGCUGUUGCAGAAUAGCGGGCGGGCUUUACAGGUUGAUUCUAAUCAGGCGCCUCCCGAAUUGACUGGCGCAGUAGUGGGCUCAUCGUCGUCGUCUUCUUCUCAACCGACUGAAAUUCCUGUUGGUGUUGGGAGAACAAGAAGUAACGGUGGAGCUCGGAGAAGAAGCAUAAUGUCGAGGAUUCUGGAAUUUGACAACCGGGAUGCUCGGGAGACUAGGAGAAGAAGAUUGAACUGACUGCUGACUGAUGUGGUUGCCAAAGAAGGUGAAAUAUGUUUGUUGUGUUGUGUUAUGUUUGGGAACUUUUGUGUUUGUGAAGAGGUGAUGUUGUGUUGUGUUUUGUUGUUGGGAGUGUGCUUGUUUGUUUGUUUUGGAUUAUUGUUGUUCUUUCUUGGGGAACACAACACCACAACACAAAUUGAUUGAUGUGUUUGUGUGACUGUCUGAGAAGAUAGAUAUAUAAUCAAACCACCAUUCCUUCAAUUCUAUUCUAAUGUUGGAUU
Andrographis paniculata is the source of this 1853-nucleotide messenger RNA. RefSeq lists its product as uncharacterized. Lineage: Eukaryota; Viridiplantae; Streptophyta; Magnoliopsida; Lamiales; Acanthaceae. The coding region runs from base 391 to 1587 and encodes 398 amino acids. The record is from RefSeq and is a predicted model, not a curated record. The transcript is spliced from 2 exons. Gene Ontology annotation, cellular component: endoplasmic reticulum. Gene Ontology annotation, molecular function: ubiquitin-like protein conjugating enzyme binding; ubiquitin protein ligase activity. Gene Ontology annotation, biological process: ubiquitin-dependent protein catabolic process.